AUGUUGUUCAGACCAAUCGCACUUUGUUUCGGGGCUGCAGCGGCCUUAAAGACCCCAGGGUAUAGAAACUCCAGUACAGCUCUGACUACCAUCAAUUAUGGUGCAUUUGUGCCAACCGCAACUUACUCUGUCGCCCAACAACUAGGUUUUUUUGCGGCUUAUGAUUUGGAUGUCGUUUACACUCAGGUUCCUAACUCUACAUAUGCUUAUGCACAGACUCUCAUCGGCGCUUUCGAUAUCCUGACCGGAACCAUCGACAAUGCCGUUAACUUGCGUUUGAACUCAGGCGAAGAACUUACAGUUCUAGGUCAAUUAGACGAAGGUCCUGACUUGGUUCUUGCUUCCGUUCCAAAUAUCACAUCUGUGAAAGAUUUAAAAGGGAAGCCAAUGAUUGUCGAUUCACCAGUUAGUGGAUACGCAUACCUACUACAAAAAGUGUUGAGCGAAUAUGGUCUAUACUUAUCCAAUGGCGAUUACUACUUCAUGACCGUUGGAGGCACCCCUCUCAGAUAUGCCGACCUCGUCGCCGGCGCCCUUCCCAACGGAACAGAAGUGUACGCAACAAUGCUCUUAUAUCCAUUCACAGCCGAAGGAAAAGUUCUCGAUGCCUCUGAGAAGCCCAACAUUCUCGCAACCGUUAGCGAGUUUGUAAACCCUGUCUCUUCCUCUGCUUUCACCACCAGUCAAGCCGCACUCUCAGAUCUUACUCAAGUCGAUAAAUUGACUCGAUUUAUUAGCGCUAUGUACGCCGCCAAUCUAUAUCUUCUCAACUCUACCAAUCAAGCUUGCGCCACAAGUGCCAUUGCAAAUCAGCUGGGCGUCUCGGCCGAAGUCGCUGCGCUUGAAUAUACAUCAGCAACAUCAUCGAGCUCGGGGGAAAUAAGUGCUGGCAGUAACUUCACUGUUAGUGCUACAGGUCUUAUCAAUGUGAUCGACGUUAGACAAGAGUUUGGCGGGUUCAGUAGCUUAUCAUCAUCGUAUGAUUUUAUGGAUGCUAUUGCUCCGGGAACUGGAAAAUUGAUUGAUUACACCAUUAGAGAUGCGGCAGUUGCAGCGCUGAAGACGCAGCUUUUAAAAACCACUUGUUAA
Messenger RNA from Botrytis byssoidea, 1089 nucleotides. RefSeq lists its product as uncharacterized. The record is from RefSeq and is a predicted model, not a curated record. Gene Ontology annotation, biological process: transport. Bases 1 to 1089 code for a protein of 362 amino acids. NCBI's taxonomy places the organism in Eukaryota, Fungi, Ascomycota, Leotiomycetes, Helotiales, Sclerotiniaceae. Gene Ontology annotation, molecular function: transmembrane transporter activity. The transcript has 2 exons.